Colletotrichum destructivum is the source of this 1792-nucleotide messenger RNA. RefSeq names its product Putative Zinc finger C2H2-type. NCBI's taxonomy places the organism in Eukaryota, Fungi, Ascomycota, Sordariomycetes, Glomerellales, Glomerellaceae. The record is from RefSeq and is a predicted model, not a curated record. The transcript has 3 exons. The coding region runs from base 11 to 1402 and encodes 463 amino acids.
GUAGUUGGCAAUGGCCUCUUCAAAGGAAAUGCAGCAGACCACAAGGCCAUUGACCCAACACCGUCCCUCCCUCUCGACUGCCCCCUCUUCCGGACUUACCACACGACAAUCCCACUCGCGGACCAACUCCCACUCCAUUCUCGGCGGCGCUCUCAAUGCCAACCACCGCGUCACCCGCCGCAAGUCCAUGACCAACACGGCCGCGAACGCAGCCGCCAUGGCAGCCGCAAUCAAGGAAAUCGGCGGUGACAAUGUCACGCCUAUAGCCGUCAGCUCUCGCCGUAACACGGCGUCAAAGAGCGCUGCCGCCCGCGCCGCAAUCGUUGGAAGCCUGCCUUCCCCUCCGGCGAGUCUGCCGACCCAGAAGUUCCAUUUGGACGGGAAGACAGACAUCCACGAGAGCGCCAUUGAAGACGAUCCGAACAACGGGUCGGCGGACGAAGGCGAGAACAAUGCUCAGAAGGCUCGCAUCCGUCGCGCUAGCGACGGACAGCCCCUCAUCAAGGAGGGCAGCCGGAAGUUCAAUCGCGUUGAGCUUAAGUGCGAGACGUGCGGAAAGGGUUACAAGCACAGCAGUUGCCUGACCAAGCAUUUGUGGGAACACACUCCCGAGUGGUCAUUGACGUCCAAGCUGCUUAUCUCCAAGCACCAACAAGUCCAGCUCUUGGAAGCUGCCUCGGUCCUGUUGACAAUGAACCAUGGCAAGGAGGAUGCGGACGUGACCACACCUCCGGAUUCUGCCAAGGACUUCCCCAGUGACCAAGAAGAGUCGGCUUCUCCUGCUGCCUCUGGAUACUCGGAUGAGAGACACAGCUCUGCCGACACCACCCCGCCGCCCCAAUUGGAAGGUUUCGCGUCGUCGGAUCGUGCGUUCUCGAAGCGGUUCGGGUCUGGAAGCGGAUUCGGUCGUUCAUAUCAAUCGGCGGUGUCCACCAAUCCUCUUGUGACAGGCAGCAUGCCUCACGGAUCUGGAUUCUCAUCACACUUUCGUCAGACGAGCCAAGACCAACGGCCACCGUCGUCCGGGAGGAAUGCCACCGGGCAAGAAGAUCGUGAUCUGGCGGCGGCAGUCGAGCUUCUCAGCUGCAGCUUCAACAGCAACAACGGCCGGACCGUGCAACUCCCAGCCGACGCCCCUCCUGUGCCUCCGCUACCUGCGCAGUAUCUCGACCAGGCGGCAUCUUUCUCGAGCGCAGCAGGGUUCAGCGCCGGCUUCAGCGCCGGUUUCCUCAACAGCUUCCCCAGCAGACAGCCAGAGAGCUUCACACGUGGCGAGCUCCGCAACGCUGAUGUCAAGAUGGAAGACAGCGACAGCGUGAUGGACGAUGACGACUUUGACCGUCGAUCGCGAUCUCGGAGCGACGAAGACGACGACGGCGUCUUCGGACGGAUGGAAGAGUAGAAUGCUUCGAUGCGACAGUUGAUGCCGACGAUAUCUGAGGAUAUGAGUACAUGACGGUGGAGGGGAGAGAAGGGGAGGGCUGUGUUUCUUUUGUACCACCAUAUACUAAACCCUGUAAAUGAGGUGGUUCCGUCUCCGCCGCCGAUCUCUCAGCACCAAGGAGUGGAGGGCCCGAUGUUGCAUCAUAAGCCUGGCCAGACAAGGCAGGUCGAUGGGAUGGAUCGAGAUUGCAACUCCACGAGGUUGAAGUGAGAGACGAAGAGGGCGUCGAGCGAACGCCCAAACCUAUGACACUGAUGGAUCCUGCGAGACAAAUGAGUGCGAUGCCUCGAGAAGAGGGCCGCGACGCUCUUUUGCUUGGUUUGAGGCCAGCAUAUAACGAAUUUAAGA